This is a messenger RNA of Anthonomus grandis grandis, 3163 nucleotides long. RefSeq names its product elongin-B. The transcript is spliced from 4 exons. The record is from RefSeq and is a predicted model, not a curated record. Bases 143 to 496 code for a protein of 117 amino acids. Gene Ontology annotation, cellular component: elongin complex; VCB complex. Gene Ontology annotation, biological process: transcription elongation by RNA polymerase II. NCBI's taxonomy places the organism in Eukaryota, Metazoa, Arthropoda, Insecta, Coleoptera, Curculionidae. Gene Ontology annotation, molecular function: protein binding.
UUGCGUCUUAUGUGUCAGUGUCAAACCCACCACAACAUUUCAAUCGUUUUUGGUGGAUCAGUGGAUUGUUUAUAAAUUUUAACAUUCAAUAUAGUUUGCUUUGUAUAAAAACUGUAACCACCAAAUAAAAUCAAAUACAGACAUGGAUGUGUUUUUAAUGAUCAGAAGGAAAAAAUUAACUAUAUUCACAGAUGCCAAAGAUACCACAACUGUUUUAGAAUUAAAAAAGAUCAUAGAAGGUAUUCUUAAAAUCCCACCACAAAAUCAGCAACUGUUUAACAAAGACAAUACAGUGAUGGAUGAUGCUCACACUCUUCAGGAAUAUGGGUUGUCUUCCAAUACUGCAAAGGCACAGAGUCCAGCCACUGUAGGACUUGCUGUGAGAGAUGACACAGGCAACUUCGAACCCCUUGACCUGAUUCCAUACUCGGCCCCGCCAGAUCUUCCAGAUGUCAUGAAAUCCCAGGAAACGAACGGUCAGGAACAAACUAACUAAGUCAAAGGAUUAUCCUUAUCUGUCCAUUUAACAUUUAUACUUUAGUUAUAGCUUUGAGAGCCCCAUUUGAAACUUCAUGAAAAGCAGACAUAUUUCUUAACCCUAAUAAUGUAUAUUCUCAAUUCUUAUUUAAUUCGUAUUAUAUGCAUUACUAUAAGAACUGCCUUUCUUACUAAGUUAAAGAUUAAGUAAGAUUAAAUUAAUGAAAUAUUUGAGAUAGCGAUGAAUUUUGCAGGACAAAUGUUCAAUGCUGUCAAUAGUAUAUUUUAUUAUUAUAGCAUUGCUCUUCUUUUUUAGUAUUUCAAUAUUGCCUGUUCAACGAAUACUGUUAGAAAAAAAUUAUUGCGGGUAUACAAUAUUAUAGAGUAAUUAUUCAAUGGUUACAUCAUAAAGUCUAUUCUGUAUCAACUUCACAAACUAUUUAUCAAUGCUUUUUUUUUGUAAUAACAGCAGAACCAUCACAGUUGAUUCAAUUAUAUAGUUUUCUGUCAAUUUGCAACAUGAUCCUGACUUUUUCCUCAGAUUCAUUUAUUGUUUUUGUUCUCUUAUUUGUUAAAUAAAUUCAUAUGUUACAAGAUCUAUGUUUAUUUUUAUAAAUUAAUAUACACACAGUAUUCAUCAUAUUUACAAAAUAUGAGAAUGUAUAAUCUGGUGAAAGUCUAUGGUUUUUACUAUAACUCGUUUUGAGAUUGACAAUUUCAAUUGUCGAUGUAGACGCAAAAACAGACUUCUGUGUUUUAUUUUAAUUAAACACUUAAAAAUUCUUUUUCGGUCACUAAUUUGCAUUUUUCGUAAAGUAUUAUAAAUUGUAUAUUCUUAAAUUCUUUAAUAUUUUGUUUGCCUCUUUCGGGGGGAUGUUUAAUUGGAAUAUUCUCAUAAUAACUCAGUAAUUAUUUAAAUCUUUAUUUCUUUUAUGGAACUCUGGUGGAAUAUUCUAGGAAUGUCUAAUAAUAUUAAGAGAACACUAAAAAAUAUAUGCCCCAAUAUAUUUAUCCAAUACAUGGCUUACUUUGUUUACGAAAUUACAAUAAUCACGGAAAAGUGAUUAAUAUUUAGAAGUAAAACUAAUGUUGGACCAGUGUUACUAAAUCAAAGUACCAAGCUGGGUUGAACCGACAUUACUAAGUUAAGAUUAUAUCUGGAUUCAUUUGAUAAAUACGUAAUAUACAAAUACAUCGAUAAAAUGUUUUUUUAUGCCCUUGGACUAUUAAAGUUAUUUUAGUUAUUCGAGUGAUUAUCCACCGUUUUCUUAAAAGGAAAAACAGCAAAUUUUAAAUAUCUUUGACGCAGAUCAAAUCGUGUAUUUCAGAAAUUUAGUAAUUUUUUAUCUGUUCCAGACUGUAGAAAUUAUUCAUAGUUUCUUAUUCCUCGAUUUUUGUUCUAGGAUAUAACGAAUAUUUAUUAUGCGAAAGUUAGACACAAAUUGUGUCUGUAUUUUUUAUUUAUUUUUGAAUUUGAAAAUGUUUUAAAAAAAUGCUUGCGUAACUAGAAGCAAAAUGCUCAUAUCUAUGAAACUAAAAAAGUAAGUGAUUUUAAAGUUUAAAGACAGUUUGGUAAGUUUCAAAAUAUUGAAACAUGGAAAUUAAUUUACUUUAGCCAAUAGAGAGCUUCUCUUGAACUCUGUUUUAAACGCCCAUAACUUGGUGGUAAAAACCUAAUUAUUUUAAUCCCUAUAAUUUAUUUUUAUCAAUUUUAUACAGAGUUGAACAAAAAUUAACCGAGUUUGUCGAAAGUAAUUCUCGCCCUCAUAAUUAUAUAUGGUUAUUAUAGUUAUAUAAUAGAAAAUUAUAACUGCUUUUGCAGCCCCUAACUAUGCAAUAUAUACUCAUUUUGAUAUUAUUAGAAUUAAAAUAAUUGCAUUUCGUGCAAAUUUUUCUAAAAAUAUACCAAUAUAAACUUUCAGUUUUUCCAUGAACCACUUUCUACUAAAAUAGUGCAAGCUGCUGAGUAAAAGUUGUUAAAAGUAAAUAGCUGACAAAGUUUAAAUCUAAAACUGAACCAUUUUCAAAAAUUUCUAGUAGCAAAGUUGAAUAUUUGUAAAUCAAGUGCAAAAUCACUUCAGAUUCAUGCAUAAUUUUUUUUUCCAAAGAUCUGCCUAUGUUCAAGAUUUAAUUACAUUCUCACAGUCCCAACCCUUAUCCAGACAUCUGUGGGUUUAUGAUCUUAAAUAUUAAACUUCUUGAUAAAACUAGAAUGUUGAUAACAUAAUUAACAAAGCGAAGAACUUAUUAAACACGAAUUUAAUAAAUAGAUGAUACUAGUUUAGUUUUUAUGAUGGUAACCGUUGCGAAAGUGCGUUGAUAUUAUUUAUACAGGGUGGUUAUUUGAGAAUGUGUUGUAAGUAAUAGUAAGGGUUAAUUAAACACAUAGUAUAUUAUUGAAAAUAUAACUUUACAAAAAACUUUAACAGCUUUAAAAAAUAGCCAACACAUUUCCGUAAUUGAUUUACAGAUGAAUAUGAAACUAAUCAGUAUAUAAUAUUAUAUUCUAUCCAAUUUGCUGUUGUAUUUUAACAUUUAGCAAUGAAGCAUACUAAAAGUGUAAAAUAUUAAAGUUUUGCCUGUAGAAAUUAUUAUUUUUUUAAGUUGUAGGUAAUUAACGCAUUUGGGUUUUUAAACUAAUUUGUAUCAGAUUUUAAAUGUAAAAUAUAGACCUUGUAAUUUUUUA